Messenger RNA from Xenia sp. Carnegie-2017, 1548 nucleotides. RefSeq names its product inositol-tetrakisphosphate 1-kinase-like. The coding region runs from base 183 to 1187 and encodes 334 amino acids. The transcript has 13 exons. Gene Ontology annotation, cellular component: cytoplasm. NCBI's taxonomy places the organism in Eukaryota, Metazoa, Cnidaria, Anthozoa, Malacalcyonacea, Xeniidae. Gene Ontology annotation, molecular function: ATP binding; inositol-1,3,4-trisphosphate 6-kinase activity; inositol-1,3,4-trisphosphate 5-kinase activity. Gene Ontology annotation, biological process: inositol trisphosphate metabolic process. The record is from RefSeq and is a predicted model, not a curated record.
GUGCAUCACCCUUAUCGGGAAAACAAUGUCUUGGGUUUUCGCUUUGCUAUUCCAUUUCAUCUGUGACAUUGGACUUUUUUCCUCCACAUUUGGCAAACAUUUGUGAUCAUGAGAUUGUCGUUCCCGGGCACCGGGGACGUGGUCAUGUCGAGUAUUUUAGAAAUGGAUUAAAGAAGGAUUGGAUGAAUCGUACGUUAGUGGGAGACAGUGGAUCUUUAUCCACCCCGAUAAAGCUGGCUUUCUGGCUCAGCAAAAAGAAAAAAUAUAAGUUAAACUUCGAACGUUUUCUGACAAUGUGCAGGGAAGCCGGCCUCGAAGUUUAUGAGAUUGACCUUUCAAAACCGUGGAUAGACCAAGGUCCUGUUGACAUCUUGAUUCACAAAGUAACUGACUUUAUAGCUGCUGCAGAAAAUGGCGACUUGCAGGCAUUCAAAGCUGUGCAGAAGAUUGAGACAUUUGUUGCAGAUCAUCCUGAAGUCAUUGUAAUUGAUCCUAUUGAUUCUGUUCGUCUGCUUAGUGACCGAUCUGUUUAUUAUCCUAUCAUAAGGCAAUGUGAAAUUCAGGACGAAGAUGGCAAAGUUUUCAUUCCAAAAUUCAUCAGUUUAAAAAGCCAAGAUAGUAGGGAAAAUAUAAAAGCGUUCCAUCUUGCCAAUAUCAAGUUUCCCUUUAUAUGCAAAACAAACGUUGCUCAUGGCUCUGACGAAUCCCAUGAGAUGAGUAUUAUAUUCAAUGAAGAAGGGCUUCAAGAUAUUACUUCACCUUGCGUUUGUCAAGAGUUCAUCAAUCAUGAUGCCAUUUUGUACAAGGUGUUUGUCAUUGGUAACAAGCAUUACAUUAGCGAAAGACCUUCAAUAAAGAAUCUGCAAGCAGGAGAUUACGAAACGAUUUUCUUUCACAGUCAUGAUGUUUCAAAGCCAACAUCAUCUUCUUUUCUUAACCAGUUGGAAAAACCGAUACUCUCGCCAUUGCCACCGGAUGAAAAAGUUGUCAAGAAACUUGUGGAUUUACUUAAAAGACGAAUGCGUCUGACUCUCUUCGGUGUUGACGUCAUAGUUGAGAGAAAAUCAAGGCGAAUAGGAGUGAUUGAUAUUAACUAUUUUCCUGGUUAUGAAGGUGUGGAUAGCGCAAUCGAAGAUCUAUUUGAUCACACACUACAGUCAAUUAAUAAAAAACGAAAACUUCACUGACUUUCCGUCAUUAAAUGUUGAGAAAAUUUAGUUGAUGUUUUCAAUUUCAUUGUACAAAGUGUUGUUGUUUUGCAAUGGUUUGUACGCACAUGUGCACCGUGUUUACCGUUAUAACCGCUUGAAAUAAUUGAAAGGUACAAUUUGAAUUAAUCCCUUUUCUUUAGAUCGCUUUUGUGAUUCGCUAUCGUCUGUGAUCAUUUUAAUAUCUUAUUUAAUAUCAAUUUAAUUCAUAGUUAGUCAUUAAUCACUAAAGAGGAAUAUUUAAUAGUUUAAGAAAUUUGCAAAAUGCCUUUGUAUGUAGGUGUAGAGAAACGUUUUUACUGCUAAUAAGAAUCAAGAAUUUUGUUAUUUGAUUUUGUAA